This is a messenger RNA of Culex quinquefasciatus (southern house mosquito), 7759 nucleotides long. RefSeq lists its product as uncharacterized. Gene Ontology annotation, biological process: nerve development; axon guidance; morphogenesis of an epithelium. The coding region runs from base 1197 to 6704 and encodes 1835 amino acids. Lineage: Eukaryota; Metazoa; Arthropoda; Insecta; Diptera; Culicidae. The transcript has 13 exons. Gene Ontology annotation, cellular component: extracellular region; dystrophin-associated glycoprotein complex; dystroglycan complex. The record is from RefSeq and is a predicted model, not a curated record. Gene Ontology annotation, molecular function: calcium ion binding; chitin binding; laminin binding.
CUAUCCAUCGCCAGCACCAGGAACGGUUCCUCGGAGGUUCAGCUCGGUUUUGGUUGCGUUUCGCCGGGAGUAGUGUAGGCUCUCUCUCAUCUAGUGACUGUACGGCGCGCGUCCAGGUGUGUACGCGUGUGUGUGUGUGUGUGCGUAUUCCAGCUGGGACCGGUUUAGUGGAGAGGAUUCUCGACCUUCCAGCUUCCACCUACACGCCGACGACGAUUCUUCAUCUUCUUGCGGCUGUGUGCCCAGAAUCUAUUGAUUCGACAGGCCCCCCUUUGAGAAUUCUGAAAAGUGGUGUAGCCGGUGCAGGUGUGUUGGUGUGCGACGAGCCCUUCCGGCAAAGGGCCCGGCUUGUGAUUGUGUGCGUGUGCCGAAACGUUGGGCCGGAAGAAACACGGCAGGAUUCUGCUGAAAGUGGUGUUUUGUUUACGGAUGUUGGCUACCGACAGGAAGAAGAUUCUGCAAAUGUGCGUGUGUAGUGGUGCGAAUCAAGUGUAAUCGAAGAAGUGGAGAAUCUGCGAGUUGUUCGCGAGUUUGGUGAAUAACAUUGUGCGAAGAUUUAAUUAAAAUAUUUCGGAUGUUUGGUUUGGAGAGGAAGUGGUGAAGUCGGAGUAGGCGCUGAAAUAAUUACCCCAGAGAGGAAGAUCAGCAACCGUAGCGUCAACAUCAGCAGCAAAGAACCAAAGUGACCGUCGACUUGUUGUGCUACAGCAACUCCAGCAACAGCAGCAGCCGAUUAAAGCUGCCAUUGCUUGGAUCUAACGGAACCAUCGCGGGGUCGUUUCUUCAAGCCGUUUGCCGAAUUGAUAUCGAUUCCACUGGAGAGAGCAGCAGCUCAAAGCUAAAAGAUAUUCCUAAUUGCUGACCAUCGACGAGAUCUCAUCAGAAACAGUGUUCCAGCAGAACCCCAAAGAUCAAACGACUCAUGACCGCAGGGCUGUGCAUUUUACAACGAAUCCAUCGACCAAUCCCUUAAGAAAAAAAAAGCAUAAAGUGGGGUAGCCAGAGCGCCAGAAAUCAUGGCGGAAUCUAGUGUAAAGUGAGAGAAGUGUGUUUUAAAACCCAGGAAAAAAAUAGUGUGUUUCUUCACGUGAAAACUAAACCGGUGUGAGUGAUUUUUGAAACAAGUGAUAUCAAUAGUUAAGAGUGGAGGCUGGAGUAAUCUUAGGAAGCAACCAAUUCACACAGGAGCAACCACAAUGAAUUUACGGCAUCAGGAAUACACGGCGUGUGUCGUGUUACUUUUAAGUACCAUCAUCAGUAUUACCCUCGGACAGCAGGACUUCCAGUUCGCUAGCGAAAAGGAGGAGGAGGUGCAGCCAAUGCUAGCGGAACCACUAGACGUAGUUAGUAAAGCACAACCCAUCAAAUCAAUCUACUCCAAGGAAAAGACGCAAUGUGCCCCCGGCCAGGGCCAGAUUAUGUUGUCGCUGGUGCUGCGGUCGCACAGCUGGGACGAGCUCGUCGAGAAGAAGCGUCAAAAGGCCGUCAACAAACUGUCCAAGUUCUUCCUGGUACCGAAGGUAAGUCUCCCUCCAGUGUUCAAAAAGUCGUCCAAAGCUGCUGCAGUGAUGGAUGAAUUGUUGUCGUCCCUUAAUGCUCUCGUGGGAAUUGAUUCCUCAACAGUCACCGUCCUCACACUCUCAGCAACUCUACUAUUAGCAACGAUAGUGUCCAGCUCGGACGAGUGUUACCGGAAUCGACGAAUCACGGUGAAAACCGUGGCACACUUUGAAAACUGCAACCAAUACGUCGUCUGUGUGGGGCGCAUUCGGAUGGUCCGAAGCUGUCCCGAAGAGUCCGGAUGGAGUGAGCUCGAACAAACUUGUGUCCCCGGUGUAGCGGAACGCUGCCGCAAGAAACCCAAGCUGCGACUGAUGAGUGUGGGCGUGACCCCAGUGGAACCGUCGAUUUCGUGUGUGGCGAGUUCGGACUCUUGUCCGGCGCGGUUCGAUCCGUUUGCGCUUGUGCUGCGUGCCCACGAAGAUUGUGCCAAGUACUAUCUGUGUAUUUCGUUUCUUCCGGUGGUGCUGUCGUGUCCGGCGAACCUGCGGUUCAACGAGCGGACGUGUCAGUGUGAUUUUCCGGAAAAUGUGGACUGCGGAAUGACGACUACGACGGAACUGCCCGAAGGCACGGAUACCACAACCGAAGAACCAGAAGGAACAGACACUACAACGCAAGAACCAGAAGGAACCGAAACUACAACAUCGGAACCAGAAGUAACGGACACAACAACAUCAGAACCAGAACAGUACUUCAAACCGGACGUUGUCGACUACGACUACGAGCAGCGGACGCGGCGCUGCCUGGAGCAAACCCUGCCCACCUACGACUCCAACCCGUGCUCCCAAGCAUACUGGUCCUUCAUCUGCUACAAGAAUAACUACGGCAACUUCCACAUCCACGCAAACCAGUUCGUCCCGCCAACAGAACUCCAGAUCUCCCAGAACCUGCUCGACUGCGUCGACGUGCUGAACAUCCCCCGCGACAGCCUGAUCGUGGUCAAGCAGAACGCGACGGCUUCGUGCUUCUCCCGGUGCUUCCUGCAGCGAUCCAGCAUCUACGACGACGCCGCCGGACUGGACUUUGAGCGGCUGUACGUGCUGGUCGGGUUCGACGCCGAGAAGGCGCCGUUCAUCGAGAGCGCCCGCGCACAGCUGGCCGACCUGACGGGGGUGGAACAGUGCUCGGACGCGUGCCAGGCCGCGGUCAUUCCGGAGCGGUUCUAUAAGGAGCAACUCGUCAAGAUCUUCAAGACGGACGGAACGCGCGAUGCGUCGUUUGUAUUCUUGGAUUCGAACAAAUUGGUUGAUGUUUAUGAUCGUUUUAUCUUUCGUUUGAGAUCUCAUCCGCCAUUUAUGAUCUUGGUGUCGUGUAUUCCUUUCGUUUCCCCACUUAUCCUUCCACCCGAUAACAAACCAAUCUCUGAACUCCCGUUUUCCGAUGAUUUCCAUUCUUUACCUCUACCCGCUAACACGGAUCACCAGCAGUCGUCGUCGUCGAGCGAUACUAACCCGGUUCCACCACUAACCACUAACAAAAUCUCCAUCGGUUCGGGCAAGUCGUCGUCCGUGGGUUCAAAACACCACGACCAUCCCGUAGCGGAUGCCGGACAUGGGGGUCAUCACGGUCAGGUAACCCAGACGGAAGCGUCCAGUGACGGUCAGGUGGACUAUACCCAGGCGGACAUCCUGGAGAGUGUGUCCCAGCUGGAGUCUACCAUCAGUAAGACCAUCGAGAACAACGAGCAGCUCAAGAAGGAGGAGGAGGAUCUGCUAGCGAAGAAGGCUUCCAAGCACAAGAAGAUCGACAUUGAGCGGAUCGUUGAGACGGAGCUGAUGCUUCCGGACAUUGAGCGGUUGAAGGACAGUGGCGACGUGUUCCGGGAUGAGUACGUGGUGGAUGAGGUUGCGACUACCGUUAGGACUACCGUCGCUUCGACGAAGAGGGUCACUUUGCCGUUGACGACCUCGACAACAACAACAACGGAGGUAACCACCGCUGCCACGGAACCUACCGUGACGGAGACUAUUCGGACGGAACCGGAAACAUCGACGGUGACUCCAACUGAUCCUCCAACGACCCUUCCGCCAACAACCUCGACCCAAGUGUCAACGGUAACCACCACGGAGGUCACCACAACAACCCGUAGAGCUACGACGACCCCGGUCACCACCACAACGACCCCGCGGACGACUACGACGACCCCCGCAACGACCUUACCUACCACAACGGCGGUGUCGAGUGAAACCGCGGCGGAGACCGUCCUAAUACCUACUAACCGUAGCCAUAAGCAUAACAACCUCGUCGUAGCUAGUCGGACGACUACCUCCGCGAUCCCCGCCCAGGUUGAGUUCGUUGAAGAAACGGUGAAGACAACGCCCAACGACGAAGAUCAGCCAGUGUUGCCAGCGUCGCCGAGCAGCAGUGCCAUGCCUUCCAUUUCGAUCGCCGGCAUCCAGCCGGAAGAUGGCCGCCAUCACGUUGCCACGACAACCUCCACUGUGCGGCUGUUUGGCGAAGAAAUCGCCCGAAACGAGGUGCUCCAGGAGGAGGACGAAGAAGAGGAAGCCGACGAAGACGAAGAGUACGGAGACACGGUCAUAAUCACGGAACUGCCCAACUCGGUGGCUCCAGUGGCCGCCGCCGUUCCCACCAGCACGGUGAUGCCAACCACGGUUGUCAUGGAGACGGAGCCGACAACGGCGGUCGUCACGACGCCUACUACGAGUAGCACAACCACGACAACAACAACAACAACAACAUUGCCACCCCCAACAACAACAACACCAUCAACAACAACAACCGAAGAAACAGUCACAGAGUCAGAGAUACCGCUCGAACCGGAAACGGUGGCGCCACGUGUGGCGUUUGUGGAAACUACCACCUCAAACAGUGCCGCCGACAGCAGCAGCAGUGUUAGUGUGUUUGAAACUAGCAACACUGCUACCACUACUACCACAGAACCGAAGGUCACCACCAUACCGCCAACCGUAAGUAGCUCGCCGAUGGUGAACCCGCCGAAGCAGGAGAAGGAAGACUACGAAAACUACGACGACGAGUACGACGAUGAGCUGGACGAGGAACCGACGACGGCGGCGACCGUGCCGGCCCAGUCCGGCAAUGUGGUGCCACCGGUCGUCACGGAGCCCUCAACGACGGAAGCCACGCCCUCGAGUCCAGCUCCCACAACCGUCCCAACCACGGUUCCCACAACGGAAGCCACAACUCCGUCCUCAACCAGCACGACGACAACGACCACAACCACAACGACCACCACGCCCGCCCCCACGACCACAACUCCCGCUCCGACCACUUCCACAUCAACGCAACCUUCCACGACGGAGCUGGACGAACCGUCGAACCUGUUCCCGAUCAUCAAGAACCGCAUCCCCAAGCAGGCAAUCAUCGCCGGAAAGGUGUUCAACUUGCCCGUUGCGUUGGACACGUUCUUGGACACUGAAGAUGGCAACAACUUGAGGUUGGAGAUGUUCGACUCGCACGGAUAUCCGCUCAAGACCAACUCGUGGUUGCAGUUCAACGUUGAGGGUCGGGAGAUUUACGGGCUGCCGCUGGAGAAGGACGUGUCCAAGUGGCACUACAUUCUGAGGGCUACCGAUUCCGGCGAGCAGUCGGUCAACGAGACCGUUGAUAUCUCCGUGCAGCAGCACAAGUCCCACCGAAGUGUGAACCACGAGAUCAGCUUGGCACUCCGACUUCAGCGCAAGUUCCCCCGCAACGUGGACUGGCAGAUCAAGGUGAUUCGUGGAAUCGCCGAAGUGCUGGGAGAUUCCACGCUGUCGCACGUGGUCGUCCGUGAGGUGCGCAACAGCAUCCAGGAUCCGAACUUGGCGACGUUUGUCUUUACCAACGAAACCCUGCCGAAGGAUCGCUGCCCGGAGGAGGAAUUGGACAAACUGGUGGCGAAACUGACCGAGAAAGCGCUCAACGAUGUGUACCAGGACGAAAUCCUGGUCAAGUCCGUCCAGGGUGCCCAGAUUGGCCAGUGUCUGAAGCCUACGAUCCCAAAGGUGAAGCCCACGCAGACUAUCGCGACGAAGAACUUUGCGCCGACCACGCGCAACCAGGUCGAUCGGGUCAACGCCACCGUGGGACACCUGCUCGUGUACAAGGUUCCGGCGGACACCUUCUACGAUCCGGAGGACGGCAAUGAUUUGAAGCUGAAGUUGCUGACGACGGAGCGAAAUCCGUUGGAGCAGUUCCACUGGUUGCAGUUUGACGCGAAGAACCACGAGUUUUUCGGCGUGCCGCGGACGGCGGAUAUGGGACAGAAGGAGUACCUGUUGAUGGCCGAAGAUCGCGAAGGUCUCACCGCCACGGACGCCCUUGUCGUGGUUGUCCACCAGGCCCACAUCAAGCGUGACUACAGCGUACUGUUCGAGCUGACCUUGGAAACGCCCCAGGAGCAGUUCAGCAUCGCCAGCGCCCAGCGUCGCUUCAUCGAACGACUCGCGCAAGUGUUUGGAGAUGCCAACACCAACUUUAUCCAGAUUAGAAACGUGCGAACGAUCCACCACACCGGCAAUGUCCAGGUAACGUUCUUCAACACGACCCUGUAUCGGCAACAUCAGCGUUGUCCGGACGAGGAGAUUGAAACGCUGCGCAACAUUCUGCUCUACCCUGAUGGUACGAUCCGUGCCAAGGUGCGGGAAAUCCUAGGCCAAGAGUUUGGCCUGCUAAACGUGUCGCUCAUUCCGGUGGGAACCUGCCAGGGUUACGACACGCCAAUCCACGCGACCAACGAGCCCGAAAAGGCUGCCCCGCCGCCAAUCGCCAAGGACGACUACCUGCUCACGUUCGUCCUACCCGCGGUCAUCAUCCUGGCCAUGCUCCUGAUCGCGUCCAUCAUCGCGUGCAUCCUCUACCGGCGACGGCUGACCGGCAAGAUGGAACUCGGCACCGACGAGGAGCGCAAAUCGUUCCGCACCAAGGGCAUCCCGGUGAUAUUCCAGGACGAGCUGGACGAGAAGCCGGAAAUCGGCAACAAGUCGCCCGUGAUACUCAAGGACGAGAAGCCGCCGCUGCUGCCGCCGUCCUACAGCAGCACCAACAAUGAGGGUGAAAACGAGGACGUCGACGAGUACGUGCCGCCGCCGGCCGUCGUCAUGGGCGGGCGCGAGUCCCGGGGCAAGUCGCCGGUGACCCCGUCCUACCGGAGGCCCCCGCCGUACGUGUCGCCCUAGAAGCGAGCACCCUCCACCACCACCCCUCGCAUCGGCAAUGGGCCUAACCACCAAAACAAUUUCAACCCCGGCGGUGGUGGAGGAAAUCCCAGCUAGACUCCGGCAGGCUACGAGUUGACCGACAGGAGCAGGCAGCACUACGAUCGGAACGUGAGGUGGGUUUUCUAACGGGGUUGGAGUGGGGGAAGAGAAAAAGAGUCUUUCGAAAAGAUUUGAGGGUGGGGUGGGAAAAAUGUAUUUUUUUCGUAAAGUUGAUGAGAGGGAGGAGAAUUUUUAGUCAUCCUAAUCGCUAAGAAAUCAAGUUAAUCAUUAUUGGAAGCAGACGCAGUUUUUUCUAGCACGUAAGCUUUACACGUUUCUAAAGUUUUUGAUUUACAUUUUAUGUUUUUUUUAAAUAUUGUGAAACACGCAACAUUUUUCCUCCUAUUUUAGUUCUUUUUUCAAAUUAUUUGUUUGUUAAGUAUUCUGAGAAGACAGUCUUUCCACAAACACGCUCUCACUCUCUCAAAGUAUCAAAAACAAAAGAGAGAGCAAGAGCGAAACGCACAAUCAAGAACGUUGACGAUUUAGGUUAAAACAGAGGUAAAAUCAGUUCACCCUUCCCAGGUAUAAGAGCUUAAAACUGAUAGACAACAAGCGUUACAAAAAACACACACACGUGAAUUUCAGUUCUCGAAAUCGGCUAGCCAAUUGUAGCAUGAUAUUAAACUCUCACACACACAAACAAAUACACGCGCGUAUAAAAUUUACCACACUCACACACUCUCUUACACGACUUUUUUUAGGCUAAAUCUACAAACUUCGAAAGGUUCGAUGACGAAAAAUGCGAAUUAGCAAAAAGUGUCAAGCUUUGUAGGGGGUUUUAAUAAAAUGUGGGAGAUUUUUAGCUUGUGUAAUUUUAUAAAUUACAGAGAAACGGCGACGAUCGUGCGUGAAAUUUGUGCACUAAAUAAUUAUUAAAACAUUAGAGAAACGCGAUAAACAUUUUUGACGGAAACAUUAAAUCCCUUUACCGAAAAAGAUAAAAAGAAAAAUCGAACAUGAUCUCAGCAAAA